Arabidopsis thaliana (thale cress) is the source of this 673-nucleotide messenger RNA. RefSeq names its product ROTUNDIFOLIA like 21 (gene RTFL21). Bases 127 to 249 code for a protein of 40 amino acids. Gene Ontology annotation, cellular component: plasma membrane. NCBI's taxonomy places the organism in Eukaryota, Viridiplantae, Streptophyta, Magnoliopsida, Brassicales, Brassicaceae. The transcript has a single exon. The record is from RefSeq and is marked reviewed. Gene Ontology annotation, biological process: negative regulation of cell population proliferation.
AUAUAAGUUAAGUCUUUCUCACUUUGCACAACAUCUCUAUGUGCUAAGGCAUCUCUUUCUCUCCCUUUCUCACCAAAUACUCUCUCAAUUUCUCUCUGCCACUCUCUUUCUCUAGAGAUUUUCAUAAUGAAAGGUACCAAGAAGAAGACGCCAUGCAACAAAAAGCUUGGAGGAUACUUGAAAGAGCAAAAGGGAAGGCUUUACAUCAUCAGAAGAUGUGUGGUCAUGCUCAUUUGUUGGCAUGACUAAUUUACAACUUAUAUGUGUUAUAUAUACAUGCAUAUGCACAUGCAUAUUAUAGACAAUAUCUACGUUGUACUACAACGGUUUGAUUGAAGAAAGGGAUCGGAUCUUCGUGGUUGUGGCGAUUUGUGAUGUGAGCGGAGUUCGCAAGAUAGAGAUAUAAGGGCUUCCAACCAUUCAUAUCAUGUAUAUGAGUUUUUACUCGUAUAUGAGUUAAGAUAAUAAUUUUUGAGUUAGUAUGAAAAUUUAUAUGUAGAAUCUUCUCUAAUGUUAGUGUAUGAUAUAGAGUAAGGAGAGAAAAAUUAUAAGCUUAGUUUGUAUAUGCACACAGAGAGUAGUUGUUAGUUGAAUUUCCUUGUCUCUAAUUAAUCCAAGUCUUCCUUCUUGUUAUGACAUUUAACAAUAAUAAAAAUAAAGAUUACAAGUAAAA